AUGUUGCUCAGACCCCUGCUCGCGUUCUGCUCGACGGCGUUCGCUCUAGCUGCUGCUGCCCCCGCUGCCAUCCAGGGCGACCAGCAGACACUCGUGUUGGCGAGGGCCGAUGCCAACUCGACCGCCGGCAGCACCGCGCUCGCGACGGAGCGAGGACCUUCCAAGGUGUUUAGCGUGCCUCCGAGCAUCAUAGUCCCCAAGGUCAAGAACGUCCAGGUGGGCGAAAGGCCUUACUUCCUCGUCAGCAACAUGACUGAUUCGCCGCUCAAGAAGCGCCUCGAAUCGUGCUCCGAGGACCCGCUGCGCGUCACCCAGUUCUCGAUCUCGCACCGCGGCGCUGCGCUCCAGUUCCCGGAGCACACGGUGCAGGGCGUCCACGCCGCCGCUCGUCAGGGUGCAGGCGUGAUCGAGUGCGAUGCCAGCUUCACAAAGGACCGCAAACUCGUCUGCCGACACUCGCAGUGCGACCUGCACACCUCGACCAACAUCCUCGCCAUCCCAGAGCUGGCGGCCAAGUGCAAUCAGACGUUUGUGCCGGCGUCGGGAAACAAGCCCGCCAGCGCCCAGUGCUGUACCUCGGACAUCACGCUGGCCGAGUUCAAGAGCCUUUGCGGCAAGCAGGACGGCUUCAACGCCUCGGCCACCCGUCCCGAGGAUUUCCUCUACGGAACGCCCGCCUGGCGCACCGAGCUGUACGACACGUGCGGCGAGCUCAUGACGCACCAGGACUACAUCCGCGAGGUGGAUGCGCUCGGGCUGAGCUUCACCACUGAGGCCAAGGCGCCCGUCGUCGCCAUGCCGUUCCAGGGCGAGUACACGCAGGACGAGUUCCUGGACCAGAUCGUCGACGAGUUCAAGCAGGCCAACGUGCACCCUUCGCGCGUGUGGCUGCAGUCUUUCCGCCUAUCGGACGUCGUCUACUGGGUGCAGAAGCACCCGGACUUUGGACGCCAGGCCAUCUUCCUCGACGAGCGUACCGACACGCCCGAGGGGCUCGUCAACGCCACAGCGCUCUCGACGAUGCAGUCGAUCGCGGCGCAGGGCGUGCAGAUUAUCGCGCCGGCGUUUCCCUGGCUGCUGACCGUCGACAACGCCACCAACGAGAUUGUGCCGUCCGAGUACGCCAAGAAUGCCAAAGAGGCCGGGCUCAAGAUCAUUACGUGGAGCCUGGAGCGAUCCGGCCCGCUGGCCAAGGUGGCGUCGGGCAAGGACUACUACUACACGACGCUCUGGAGCGUCAUCAAGAGCGACGGGCAGCUGAUGGACGUCGUCCACGCCCUCGCAUCCAAGGUCAAGGUGCUCGGCAUGUUCUCCGACUGGCCCGCCACUGUCACCUACUACGCCAACUGCUUUGGCCUGCUCGGCGGGUACCAGGAUCCCGACCGCAACUGA
Molecule: messenger RNA, 1392 nt
Organism: Pseudozyma flocculosa PF-1
Lineage: Eukaryota; Fungi; Basidiomycota; Ustilaginomycetes; Ustilaginales; Ustilaginaceae
Exons: 1
Coding region: 1-1392 (463 amino acids)
Biological process (GO): lipid metabolic process
Molecular function (GO): glycerophosphodiester phosphodiesterase activity
Source: RefSeq, a predicted model, not a curated record